GUCAUGGAGAGUAGCAGCAUGGAGGACAUUGAGGCUCUCAUGGAGGAUCUGGCAUACAUCCCGGGUCACUUCCACUUGGAUCUCCACCUCAACUGUGAGCCUGUGGAGCCUGUGGAGCUGAGGCGCCGGGACACCCACCUGAAGCAGGACAGCCUAUGGGCCGAGCUGGAGGCCGAGGCUGGAUACACGCAGUACGCCGUGCGCAAUCUUCUGGGUUUCCUCGCCUUCCACCUUGACAAACUGGAAACUGCUGAGGAAAUAUUCAGGGGCAUUUGUAAAGAGGACCCUGGAAACCUGAAUGCCUGGGCCAACCUGGGCUAUGUUUAUGAUAAACUGGGGAGAGAGCUGGAGGCAGGGGAGUGUGUGGAGAAGGUGUCUCAACUCAUGGGCUUGGAGGCUGGGGAGGCCUAUCAGGAAGAGUCCAGGUUUCUAGCAGCCAGGUGCCUAGCAGAACAGGCCUAUGCUCACCCCUACGACGUGGAGCUGGAAAAAGGGGAGGACCUGAGAGAGAGACUAAGUGCAGCAUUGACACUGUACAACAGAGCUCUGGACUAUGGAGGAGAGCUGAUACCAGUGGAGGAAAGAAGAAGCUGGUGUUUUAAAAUGGCAACAAUCUAUAUAAGGCUAGAUGACAUAGUAAAGACCAAUGCAGACUCUGAAUAUUCCAGACUCUCUCACUACAAUAAUGGGUUGCGGCUUCUCACAGAAACACUAAAGUCAGAGAAGACACAAUACAAAGCUCUAGCCUGGUGUUAUGUUGGCAUCAUGUUAGAGAGGAAGGAGGAAUUUUCCACUGUUCCCAUGUCUGUACAUGACUGUGGCUACUCAGGCUCUGACCCCUUGUCCUGCUAUGGCACUGCCAUAGAGCUAGCCAGUAAUGAUGCAUUCAUCCUGAAUCUCCUGGCUAAAGUAUUCUUUCUGCUGGGCAAACAUGAGAUGGCCACAGGGAUCUGCAACAUGGCUCUCAAUGUGCUCCCAGAUCCAGACCUCAACUGGCAGGCCUACUGCACACGGGCCAAGAUCAGCAUGAUGGGCUAUGUAAAGUACCUGAAGAGGGCAAAACAGGGUCAGGGUGGAAUCCCAGACAGAAAGAACCUGAUCGAAGCAAGAAAAGACCUUGAAAAGGUCCUGACUAUACAUCCAUGUCUACGCACUCACCUGGAACUGGCACAGGUGUAUUACUACAUGGGUGUGGACGCACUCCAGGAGAGCCUUUUGGUGGAUGAGGCAGCAGUGAACAAUGCCCUGGUGAGCCUGUCUCGGGCCCUGCAGUGUGAGCUUGCUGACAGCCUUCCAGACCUCCACGUGUUAAGGGGUCGCUGCCUUCUCCUGAAGGGUGAAGAGCAGAAUGCAGCAGACUGUUUCAAACGGGCCAUAGAGCUGGAGAGACCGGGGAGUGGAGACACAACGGCCCUGCACUGUCUCCUCGAGUCCCUACUGUCUUUGUUCACCCAGGGAGGCGAGCCUGGCUCUGUAAUCACCCAGCUCGAGGAGUGGGUGCAAAGGGCGGAGGAGAUGUACACCAGGGAUGUGGUGCAGGUGGAGCUGAGGAGUCUGUGCCGUGCACACACCACGGAGGUCACAGAGUUAUCGAGGGUUCUGAUAGGCACAGGCAGGCUGGACCUUGUGAGAAGACUGCUGGAAACAGUCCAACCCAAACAGCUGGCUAAGAAGAGACAGCUGGAAAAGUAUUUCUCGUUGUAA
Messenger RNA from Lampris incognitus (smalleye Pacific opah), 1704 nucleotides. RefSeq names its product tetratricopeptide repeat domain 22 (gene ttc22). NCBI's taxonomy places the organism in Eukaryota, Metazoa, Chordata, Actinopteri, Lampriformes, Lampridae. Bases 4 to 1704 code for a protein of 566 amino acids. The transcript is spliced from 8 exons. The record is from RefSeq and is a predicted model, not a curated record. Gene Ontology annotation, molecular function: protein binding.